This is a messenger RNA of Cladocopium goreaui, 294 nucleotides long. Lineage: Eukaryota; Dinophyceae; Suessiales; Symbiodiniaceae. The record is from the annotation of a GenBank genome assembly.
AUGAGUCGAGAGUCGCGCAGCAGGCUGAUGCCGCUAGGCAAAGCCAGGGCUGUGAUGGCCAGUCGAGUACGACCAGGCCAAUCAACUCGUCCUCGUGACACAGCAAAGCCAUUGGCAAAUGCCUUGGGACUGAAGCUGCAGAUGCCUUGUGACAAGGUGGAUGCGAGCUGCUUUGCGGAGCACGCCAAAACGUUGCUAUUUGCCGAGAGCACCUUGGUGGUUUUCUGGCAGCAUGAGGAUCUUCCACUUCUGGUGGAGGCCGAGCCUGGAUGGUGUGGAUUGCUGAGUCCAUGA